UUUGCGGCUGUCAGCUGUUCGGAUACGUCUGGCUCACAGAGUCUGCCCGCUUAAAUCCAGACAAAUCGCACCAAAACCCUGGUCAAGAUGCUGAUCUACAAGGACAUCGUCUCUGGUGACGAGAUGUUCACUGAUACCGUCAGGGUGACUCUUGUUGAGAACUGUGUUUACGAGGUCACCUGCAAGCACGUCGUUCGUAAGGAGGGGGAGAUUGUCCUUGCCGGAUCCAAUCCCUCCGCUGAGGGCGAAGGUGCUGAUGAAGGUACAGAUGAGCAUACCGAAGCCGGCCUUGAUGUUGUGCUCAACCAGCGGUUGCAGGAGACCUCGUUCGACAAGAACGGUUACAAAAUGUACCUCAAGACCUACACAAAAGCCCUCCAGGACAAGUGGAAUAAGCUUGAGUACUCCGAGGCGAAGAUCGCCGAGCUUAAGACGCAGUGCCUGGCCGGCGCCAAGUACAUCAUCAGCAAAAUCGACAAGGAUUGCCAGUAUUUUCUCGGCGAGUCUAUGAACCCUGACGGCUGCGUAGCGGUACUCACCUAUCGUGACGGUGCCGACGGGAACGAGGAGGCCAUUAUGAUGUUUCUCAAGGCUGGCGUCGAGGAGGAGAAGUGCUAGGUUUACUUAAACACAAGCACGGUUGGCCUGGGCCUAGGCCUCGCAGCCGGCCCAGCACAAAUUGUUUUUCUACCUUCUUUUUUGACCUCUAUCUUCUUUAACAUUUUCAAGUUAGGAAUUUAAAUUGCAACAACAACAAAAACGACAAGUAACACACUAACGGGAACAGAAAGAGCAACAACGAUAAUUACCAUCAACAAAGUAGUAGCAAAUCAUCGGGACCUAGUGGUGUCGCUGACGAUUUUGCUGAUUUUGUUUUUGAGGCGAAAUGUGGCUGUUGCUUAUCCAUAAUUACGACGAUCAUGAUGAUGAUGGUGAUGAUGCUAUUGAUAAUGAUAAUGACGAUAAGUGAAAAAAACGGAUAUCUAACUUAUUCUCUCGUCGAGUCCAAAGGGUGGGUUGAAGGUUUAACAAUUUUCGACCAAACCACGAACGAUGAUAGACCGUUAGUUACACCGAUAUAAUACAAGCAUGUUUAUAUACACUCACUGUACGGGCAUGCAUUUUUCACAGCGAUGUGGGCUCUGCGUUCUCGUAAGUAUAGCGAACAUAAAGCCAUGCGCAGGAAAUUGCAAACAAAUAACUGUUGAUUCGGUCAAACCAAGAAGGCAGUCUUCAUGUAAGACAUAAAAGACAUGUGUUUGGAUUUAAUAAAUAAGCGGGCGUCGUCUACGAGACACCUUAAUGAAGGAA
This is a messenger RNA of Varroa destructor (honeybee mite), 1311 nucleotides long. RefSeq names its product translationally controlled tumor protein (gene Tctp). NCBI's taxonomy places the organism in Eukaryota, Metazoa, Arthropoda, Arachnida, Mesostigmata, Varroidae. The record is from RefSeq and is a predicted model, not a curated record. Gene Ontology annotation, molecular function: calcium ion binding. Gene Ontology annotation, cellular component: cytoplasm.